Pyrus x bretschneideri (Chinese white pear) is the source of this 2097-nucleotide messenger RNA. RefSeq lists its product as uncharacterized. The transcript has 3 exons. Bases 151 to 1647 code for a protein of 498 amino acids. Gene Ontology annotation, molecular function: acetylglucosaminyltransferase activity. The record is from RefSeq and is a predicted model, not a curated record. NCBI's taxonomy places the organism in Eukaryota, Viridiplantae, Streptophyta, Magnoliopsida, Rosales, Rosaceae.
CCACCCAAAACUCCACACUCUCACUCUUCGCACUCCGAAAUCCCCAAAUGUCCCAAAUCCGAAAUCCCAAUCCGAAUUCGAAAUCCCGGAUUAUUGUUUAGGGGUUUUGAUUCGGUGGCGGUCGGCGCACGGAAAUGAACAUUGGGGGCGAUGACGACAUCGUCAACAAUAAACCCCAACAACGCCAAUCCCAGAUCGCCCAAAGCUCCGCGUUACCGUCAGAGCCACGUGGGCACCGCCGUCAUCGCCGUCGCGGCCCUCUUGAUCUCCACCACCGCUUGGCUUUCCCUCGUCUUUUCGGCCACCCCGCACUCCCUCCCCGCCUCACAGUCCUUCACUCGCUCCCGAAACCGCACCAUUUCGCGACGGGUUGGACACUCUGAGGAGCUCACUCUAAACGACAUCGUUUUCGGAAUUGCCGGGUCGGCCCAACUCUGGAAGCAGCGGAAGGAGUACGUCCGGCUCUGGUGGCGCCCGAACGACAUGCGCGGCCACGUAUGGCUGGAAGAGAAGCUACCGGAAAACGACGUCGAUCGGUUGUUGCCGCCGAUCAUGGUCUCCGAAGACAUCUCGCGGUUUCGGUACACGAACCCGACGGGUCACCCGUCGGGGCUUCGAAUCUCCCGGAUAAUCUCCGAGUGCUUCCGCCUUGGCCUCCCCAAUGUCCGGUGGUUCGUCCUAGCCGACGACGACACCAUCAUCAACGUCGAUAACCUCGUCACCGUGCUGGGCAAGUACGACUCGUCGGAGAUGGUUUAUGUGGGAAGCCCGUCGGAGAGUCACUCUGCCAACACUUAUUUCAGCCACUCUAUGGCGUUUGGCGGCGGCGGCAUUGCAAUUAGCCACCCUUUGGCGGAAGCCCUAUCCGGAAUGCAAGACAAGUGUCUCGAGAGGUACCCGAAGCUCUAUGGAAGCGACGAUCGUCUCCAUGCCUGCAUUACUGAGCUUGGGAUUCCAUUAACCAGAGAACCUGGCUUCCAUCAGUGUGACAUUAGGGGUAAUGCGCACGGUCUUUUAUCUUCGCAUCCUAUAGCACCGUUUGUGUCCAUUCACCAUGUUGAAGCUGUUGACCCUUUUUAUCCCGGCUUCACCUCUCUGCAAAGUUUGAAGCUUUUCACACAGGCAAUGAGACUCCAACCUACCAGCUUUUUGCAGCGGUCCAUUUGCUAUGAUCAUCGACACCGUCUCACAUUUUCUGUCUCGCUUGGUUAUGUGGUUGAAGUCUUCCCAAACAUUGUGCUCCCUCGUGACCUCGAGCGCUCAGAGCAGACUUAUUCUGCUUGGAAUGGGAUAAGUCACAGGAAUGAAUUUGAUUUUGAUACCAAAGACCCUUAUAGGUCUGUUUGUAAGAAGCCUAUUUUAUUCUUCUUGAAAGAUAUUAGGAAACAGGGGGAUGCUACAUUGGGAUCAUAUAUGCGGAGCAAAGCAAAAGAUGAUUUCAAGAGAAAGGUUUUCUGCUUUUCCCGAUUUCGACUUUUGCGCAGUCUGCGAAAAGUUAAAGUUUUGGGCUAUCCGCCCACCGAGAAAUGGCAUUUGGUACCGCGGCGGUUAUGUUGCAAACUGAACCAAACAAGUGAGGAAGUUGUCAGUUUAACAGUGGGACAGUGUGGUAAAGGACCUUUCAGCUCGAUUACUGAUACUAAAUAACUGGUUUCUUGGAUGGUGUUAGCGGGGUAGACUCUGAAUCGAUCUGGAUUUCAGAAAUGAGCAUCACUUGCUGUUAUCAGUUCGGCUAACCUCUAGAAAAUUGAAAGUAUGUGCUUGCAGAUUGAGAGUGCUUCAUUGUAAAAGAACAGUUGAAGACGAGCAUGCAAAUCUUUGGCUUGGGGAGUACAUUCUUUGCCUUCGAUUUUGUUCAGAAGGUAAUCUAAUCAUAAAUUAAGAUUCAACGAUCAAGCAGCUGAUUAGGUGAGAUUUUAGCUGUAGUUAGUCGUUCAAAACUAGUACAAGUUUAUUGAAUCAGUGUUCUGAAAUGAUGUAAUGAAUUUGAGGUGGGUUGGGAUCGUUGGGCCCAAAUUGGGGUGUGUUAGGGUGAUGGGCUCAGGCUGAGGUAAUUUUGGAUAGUAGGCCCAAAACUGGGCCCAAAUUGUUGCUGAA